GCUCUCCGCUCUCCAGCUUUCAGACUGACGCACAACGGUCUCCGGCCUCUGAAAUCAAAGCUAUAUCUGUCAAACACCAUACUCUCAGCCAUGGUUCAAGCCGAAUCCUCAGCUAAUGCCGGCCGCAAUGGUCUCAAAGCGAGUACCGCGGGGGCUCCUCCCGAUUAUGAACUGCCCUGGGUGGAGAAGUACCGGCCGAUCUUUCUGGAUGACAUCGUGGGGAAUACGGAAACCGUCGAGCGCCUGAAAAUUAUCGCCAAGGAUGGCAAUAUGCCUCAUGUUAUCAUUUCGGGCAUGCCCGGUAUCGGAAAGACGACUUCGGUCUUGUGCUUAGCGAGACAGCUGCUGGGGGAUGCCUACAAGGAGGCUGUUCUGGAGCUCAAUGCCAGUGAUGAAAGAGGUAUCGAUGUUGUUCGGAACCGGAUCAAGGGAUUCGCCCAGAAGAAGGUCACACUGCCACCGGGUCGUCAUAAGAUUGUUAUUCUGGAUGAAGCGGACAGCAUGACAUCAGGUGCCCAGCAAGCCUUGCGACGUACGAUGGAGAUAUACUCGUCCACGACCCGAUUUGCGUUCGCGUGCAACCAGUCGAACAAAAUCAUCGAGCCCAUUCAGUCGCGAUGCGCUAUCCUGCGUUAUGCCCGGUUGACCGAUGCGCAGAUCGUCAAACGAUUGAAGCAAGUGUGCGACGCUGAGAAGGUGGAACACAAUGAAGAGGGUGUUGCCGCUCUAGUUUUCAGUGCCGAGGGAGACAUGCGCCAGGCCAUCAACAACUUGCAAAGUACGUGGUCUGGAUUUGGCUUUGUCAGUGGGGACAACGUCUUUAGAGUGGUCGACAGCCCGCAUCCGAUCAAGGUCCAGGCGAUGAUCAAGGCCUGCUGGGAGGGCAAGGUGGAUGCUGCCCUCGAGACCCUUAAUGAAUUGUGGGAUUUGGGAUAUUCUUCCCAUGAUAUCAUCAGCACCAUGUUCCGUGUCACUAAAACAAUCACGACCUUAUCCGAACACUCGAAGCUCGAGUUCAUCCGAGAGAUCGGAUUUACACAUAUGCGCAUCCUGGAUGGCGUGCAAUCACUGCUACAGCUCAGUGGCUGCGUUGCGAAGCUUUGCAAAGUUAACAUGAAGCCGCAACUAUUCGAGCCGCCUAACAAUUAGUAUAAAAGUGAUAUUUGAGGUUAGAAAGUGGCAUAUAUUUGGUGUUAGGGGCGUUUGUACAGCAAGGCAAGGUCGGGACCUAAGAUUACUAGCAUAUGGAUUUUGCACAUCACUUUAUUGUUUUUCUGUGGAGUAAUCAGGACGA
This is a messenger RNA of Aspergillus heteromorphus CBS 117.55, 1294 nucleotides long. Its product is annotated as replication factor C subunit 4. The record is from RefSeq and is a predicted model, not a curated record. The transcript is spliced from 5 exons. The coding region runs from base 91 to 1149 and encodes 352 amino acids. Gene Ontology annotation, cellular component: DNA replication factor C complex; Rad17 RFC-like complex; Elg1 RFC-like complex. Gene Ontology annotation, molecular function: DNA clamp loader activity; DNA binding; ATP hydrolysis activity. NCBI's taxonomy places the organism in Eukaryota, Fungi, Ascomycota, Eurotiomycetes, Eurotiales, Aspergillaceae. Gene Ontology annotation, biological process: DNA-templated DNA replication; DNA repair.